Messenger RNA from Syngnathoides biaculeatus (alligator pipefish), 1470 nucleotides. RefSeq names its product cyclic AMP-responsive element-binding protein 3-like protein 3-A. The record is from RefSeq and is a predicted model, not a curated record. Lineage: Eukaryota; Metazoa; Chordata; Actinopteri; Syngnathiformes; Syngnathidae. Gene Ontology annotation, molecular function: DNA-binding transcription factor activity, RNA polymerase II-specific; RNA polymerase II cis-regulatory region sequence-specific DNA binding. Gene Ontology annotation, biological process: regulation of transcription by RNA polymerase II. Bases 9 to 1109 code for a protein of 366 amino acids. Gene Ontology annotation, cellular component: nucleus. The transcript is spliced from 9 exons.
UGAAAGUUAUGGAUCUCAUUGACCUGCUCUUCAGGACCAAAGAUGAAACCAGCAGCUGCCAUGGCAACCCACCGUGGCCCAUCACCAUGUAUGACGCGCUGAGCCCAGACGAAAAAGGUCCAAAGGACUUUUUGGACUCUCUGCUAGCCGGGAGUGAGUCUUCCUCAGCUCCGGCAUCUCCCCUGUGGUCCCCGCUCACCCCAGAUAGCGACACACCCGACUUGGCCGGCGGCCUCCAAGUGGCUUCAUAUGCUUCAUUUCCAGCCUUGGACGCGGGACUGCCUCACCUCACAUCCGUGCAGCUUCCACCCUGGAAACAUGAAAAUCAAAUGACGUCUGAUGUUUCCAUUGAUCUGGGCUGGGAGUCUGAUGGCCUCCAAGAGAAGCUGGGAAUGGCGUACUACCUCACAUCAAAUCAAAGUUCCACAACGUCUUCCAGUCAGGCGCUUACAGUGAAGGACCUGCUCUUAUCCAAUCUGGGAAAGAAAAUAAUUCCACAGCAUCCUCUACAAGAGCUUGUUCUUAAUGAGGAUGAGAAGAAACUUCUGGCAAAAGAAGGCAUAAACUUGCCCAGCGAACUGCCUCUGUCUAAGUGUGAGGAGCGUGUUUUGAAGAAGAUCCGUCGGAAGAUACGCAACAAGCGCUCAGCUCAAGAGAGCCGGAAAAAAAAGAGGGAAUAUGUGGAUAGUCUGGAAGAAAGGAUGUCUGCAUGCAGUGCUCACAACCUCCAGCUGCAGAGGAAGAUCCACAGACUGGAGGAGACAAACAACGCUUUGCUGGAGCAGCUGAGCCAGCUCCAAGCGCUCCUCCCAAACAGCUCCAACAAAAACACACAAAGAGGGACCUGCCUCCUGGUUUUGCUCCUUUCCUUCUCUCUCAUUAUUUCCUCAAAUAUGACGCCGGAUCCCUACAGUCAAGCAAGCCAAGGAGCGUACACUGAGACAUCAGUGCCGUCACGCUCUCUGCAGUCGGUCACCGAAGUGAAAGAGGUUGCUUCGACGCGUCCUCCCUUGUCGUCCUCCAGGGGCAUGGUGGCCCUCAGAGGUGUAGCAGAGGAGCUUUUGAAAAGGCUGCCCGACGCCGGAGCUGCCAGGAUCCCAGCGCCGUGAUCACAGGCCGAGCAACGACAACUGCUGUCUGCCGACCCUCGGGAAGAAAUACACAGCAAAGGCGUUCAGGCGUAGCAUCCAAAUGAGUCUGAUUAAAUUUCUCGAUGGGCAGGAAAGAGGACUCAUCAAGUGGUUGUCGUAACAUGCAAAUAACAUGUUCAAGUUGAUAGAGGUCAGGUGUUACUCUUGUGCUGCUUGGGAACAGUUGCUAUGUAUUGUUGUGAUGAUACAGGACUGCCCGUUUUGUGCACUAUGACCCAUUUUAGAUCAUUUUCUCAUCUACAUUAAAUGUAGAUUGUUGGUGAACAUCCAGAUGAGUUAUUUACAAGGCUUUUGGAAUGGUUUAAAAGAGGCACUCCUA